CUUCUCUUCCGCCGAAACCAUGGCUUCCACCACUGAAAUUUCUUCCUCCUCCAUGGAUGCCUUCACUGCUGCUUCUACCUCCUCGACUAUGGCGCCGGUUUCUGCCCCUUUUACCGACGCAGCCGUGGUCCUCACUAGCGCCUCUGUCUCCUUGACCGAGCCGCCGCCAGUGAUUUCUUCUCAACCGGGAUCAUCUUUGCACACUGCCGGUUCCCCUAUUGUUACGGAUGGUCCGUACUCUCUGUUUCACACCAUCCCUUCGGUACUCCCAUGGCAGCCACCGGUCAUUCCUGCUGCCGGCAGUCUCUUCUCAACUCCGGUACCGUCUACCGCGCAACCGCUACACCCCACCCCUGGCAGUUUUGGUUCAACAUUUUUCGGUGCUCCUGGGAUAUCUCGGCCGCAUGAUCCCUCCCUAUUUCAGUCUCCGAUGGCAGUGGUUUCUCAAUCCAUCUCACCGGCCAACAACGUUACUCAAAUUGUUACUAUUAAGCUUAAAGAUGUGGAAGAUUACAUCACCUGGCGCACUCAAUUCGAAGCUUUCCUCGUCUCUCAAGGUGUGUUUGGUUUCUUGGAUGGUUCCACAAAGGUACCUCCGAUGUACACGAUUGACUUUAAUAAUCAUCAAAUAAUUAAUACGGAGUAUCAUCACUGGUUAAGGGUUGAUCAAACAAUUCGUUCUUGGAUUUUUGCUACUCUUACUCGUGAUGUAUUAAUUGAUGUCCAUGAACUUAAACACUCCUUUGAGAUUUGGGAAAGAUUGCAAAAUCGUUUUCGUUCUGCUAGUCUGGCUAGAGCAAUGACACUUAGGCGUUUAUUGUCUAAUGUGAAAAAGAAGGAAAAUCAGUCUAUGGAAAAUUAUUUAAGAGAAAUUCAUGCAUUAGUAAGCGAAUUAGCUACAAUAAAUUCUCCUGUGUCCGAUAAAGAAGUUCUUCAAACCACACUUAUGGGGCUCGGACCAGAAUAUGAAUCCACCAUGGGCACUAUUUCUCUUUUUCCCGAUAAUUUCCCGCCAGACAUUCUUCACCGGAGCUUGUUAGAAGCCGAACAGAGGGUCCUAUAUCUUCGUCAGCAAAAUACUCCGCCUGCUUACCAAGCUUUCGGUGUCCAAGAUCGAGACAGAGCCCCACAUGGAGGCCGCGGUGGCCGCGGCAGGGGUGGCCGUGGAAGAAACGGCCGCGGCAGAGGCCGUGGUUACCACCAGUACGGCCAGCAACCGAGCCACGGGCAGCAGCAGUCAGCUCCGCAGCAGGGCCAGCAACCGGGACAGCACCAUCAGCAGGGGUUCGGCCAGCAACAACUGAGACCUCCGAAUGCAGGUGCCAUGAGUAAUUCUGUUUUGUCCACCUUAAAUACUAAUGCUAUAUUAUAUUGUGGUACUAAUGUUAAAUCUGCAGGCUCUUCAUCAACUGGGGGAAUUCUUGGGGCAAUUCCCCCACCCGUUGUGUGUCAAAUCUGUUUUUCUGCAGGCCAUUCUGCAAUCAACUGUCCCUCUCGUUUUUCUCCAUCUACUGCACCUGUUCUUCUCACCGGUCAAGCUAAUGAAGCUCUGUGGUAUCCAGACACUGGUGCUUCUGCUCAUAUGACUUCCUCUGAAGGACAAAAUUUCGGGGGCGGUUCUUCUUCGGGCAACAACUAAUGGCCAUCUCUAUCCUCUCAGCCUGAGUCCACCAUCUAGCCUAGCUUUAUCUUCAGUCCUCACCACCGGCCCUGUGUGGCAUCGUAGAUUAGGUCAUUGUGGUGAAAAUAUUUUACGUAUUUUAAGUGGUCAAAAACGCAUAUGUAAUAGCUCUAGUUUUUCCCAUGACUGUAUUUCUUGCCGGUUAGGCAAGUCUCAACGAUUACCCUUUUCAGAUGCUAUUCACACUUCUUCCUCU
Molecule: messenger RNA, 1877 nt
Organism: Cuscuta epithymum
Lineage: Eukaryota; Viridiplantae; Streptophyta; Magnoliopsida; Solanales; Convolvulaceae
Source: the annotation of a GenBank genome assembly